Molecule: messenger RNA, 1293 nt
Organism: Trichomonas vaginalis G3
Lineage: Eukaryota; Parabasalia; Trichomonadida; Trichomonadidae
Product: modification-dependent protein catabolic process
Exons: 1
Coding region: 1-1293 (430 amino acids)
Biological process (GO): ubiquitin-dependent protein catabolic process
Cellular component (GO): nucleus
Molecular function (GO): ubiquitin binding; ubiquitin protein ligase binding
Source: RefSeq, a predicted model, not a curated record
AUGGUUAUAAUUGGUAUUCAAUGGGCACGUGGUAUUCUCAAGAUAAAUAUAAACAGAGCAGACACAAUCCAAAGAAUUCUCAUGCAGAUUUCUGAACAAAUCAAGGUUCCAGCAGAUAAAUUAACUUUAUAUUACGAUAGCGCUAUGACAAGUCCAAUGAAAAAAGAAUAUUCAUACAACAGAGCCUUGGCCUCCAAUCCAAAUAAAUCUUUGGCCUCAAAAUUGAACUCACUUAUUUAUCUCAAAAUCGACAACGGCGUACAGAUCUCUAAUGAAUUUAAUAGCGGCGUUUCGUUUUCUAAUGCUAUUGGCCAUAGUAUCAUGGGCAGCAAUGCAACAGAAGAAGAGAAGAAGAAAGUUAUUGAAAACGCAAAUGGUUUUGCAAAGAACGCUAUCACAGUUGACAUGUUCCGCAUUGCAGAUCGUUCCUAUCCAAUCUUCGGCGUCAGCUCUCUUACUAGCACUUUCGCUAUUCGUAUCCCACAAAAUAAGAUUUUGCUUCCAUUCCAACAAAAAGCACUCAUGACAGGGUAUAAGACCCAUAGAAUCAUGUUCCUCUUCGGAAGAAUCGAUAAAUAUACCGGCAAAGUUACUGUUCACUGCUCAUGUGAACCUCAACAAAAGAAUUUUGUUGAUCAUGUCGAAAUUCUCGAAGAAUUCAACAUGGACUUAGACAGAAACAUUGCUCAUGAGUUCGGCAUGGAGUGCGUUGGCAUGGCAAUCUCUCGUCCUGAGCCUACAGAAAAAUCCGAAGAUUAUAAGCACGAAAUGACCGAAUACAUGGUCAGACUCGCAGCCAAAUAUCAAGUCGAAAUUACAGAAUACUUCACAACAAUUGUUGUCACUGAAAAACACGCAGAACCAUACCAAGCAUCAGAUGCUGCCAUGAAAGCCUAUCAGCAGGGCUUAUUCUUACAGAGUUCAUCUCCUACACUACUCAAGUUCAAGAGCGAAGUAAAGCUCGGAACUGCAAAGCAUCUUAAAGAGUUAGAUUCGAAUUACGCCGUUGCCACUUUACGUAUUCGUAACGCAAACUCACAUUUCCCUGAUACAGAGCCAUUCCCUCCGCUCUCUGAGUACCCAUCUGUCAUGGAUGUGAAGAAAUACUUUGACGACAUGCAGUACUGCCCAAUGUGGUACCGCCUCUUCAACUUCAACCUCUUGUUGUACUUCUGCUACGAAAGAAUCAUCCCAGAAAGUGCAAUCGGAGAUGUCAUACACCAGAUCAUCCACAAGGCAAAUAUUAAUAAGUCUGUCGUAUCUAAUAUCGACCACUUAAUCGGCCAAAGGUAA